This is a messenger RNA of Tarenaya hassleriana, 948 nucleotides long. Its product is annotated as ethylene-responsive transcription factor 12. The transcript has a single exon. Gene Ontology annotation, molecular function: DNA binding; DNA-binding transcription factor activity. Gene Ontology annotation, biological process: regulation of DNA-templated transcription. The record is from RefSeq and is a predicted model, not a curated record. Bases 204 to 710 code for a protein of 168 amino acids. NCBI's taxonomy places the organism in Eukaryota, Viridiplantae, Streptophyta, Magnoliopsida, Brassicales, Cleomaceae.
CCUAACGCUUUCUCUCUCUAAACCUACGUCUCCCUCUCUUUCUCUCUCUAACUAUCCUUCAUAUCGCUCCUCUUUAGUCAUCGAAGUCAACAAAAGCAAUAAUCUUUUUUUAUUUUCGGCAAAAGGGUACCCAAAAGCAACAAUCUUUUUGCUCUUCUUUCUCUCUUGUUGCCGAUAGAUAUCUUAUCUUUGGCUGUACAACAAUGGCGUCGUCGUCUUCUUCCUGUGCGAGAGAGGUUCAUUACAGGGGAGUUCGGAAGCGGCCAUGGGGUCGUUACGCGGCGGAGAUAAGAGAUCCGUCGAAGAAAACUAGGCUUUGGUUAGGAACCUUCGACACUCCCGAACAAGCGGCCUUAGCCUAUGAUGGAGCCGCUCGGUAUCUCCGAGGCAUCAGGGCCAAGACCAACUUCCCUUCCCCUCUCUCCCUCGACCUUAACUACUACUCCUCCGCCGCCACCGCCGGAAACAACCACCGUCCCUUCUGGAUCUCCGGUGUUCCUCCACCUCCUCCUCCCCCUCGUCCCAUCCCUCUCGCCGGCGAGUUUCUCCGGACGGGUCUUCUCUUAGAGCAAGCUCCCGCUGUCUCCGCCGCUUUGGUGUCGCCGGGAUGUUCGGUAGUUGAGUUUCCGGCGGUGGGUUCAUCCGUUCCGGCGGGGGGUAGACGUGGGUUACCGAUAGAUUUGAACGAACCGCCGCCAUUGUGGCUGUGAAGCUGUGCGGACGUUGAACAACGCCGUUCUGUAACAUUGAGUUCCUAACGCGGCAUUAUCACUUACAAUUACUACGCUUUCUUAUAAAUAAAUCCGUUUUCUAGUAGAUUUUUAUAAUUUCUUUUCCAUCUCUAGGGUUUGGUUUCCUUAGCCAUGCAGAGAAUGUAAGCCACGGAAUAGAUAAUGAUAGUAGUAUUAAAUAUUUAUGUUGAAAAAAAUCAUUUCUAACGCUAUAAAC